AUGCCCUUCAAUGGUGAGAAGCAGUGUGCGGGUGAGGACCAGCCAAGCGAUUCAGACUCUUCCAGGUUUUCCGAAAGCAUGUCUUCACUCAGUGACUACGAAUGCUCCAGGGAGAGCUUUACCAGCGACUCUUCCAGCAAGUCCAGUUCUCCUGCUUCAACGAGCCCUCCCAGGACUGUGACCUUUGACGAAGUGAUGGCUGCAGCAAGGAAUUUAUCAAACAUGACUCUUGCUCACGAAAUUGCUAUAAAUGAGAACUUCCAGUUGAAACAUGAUGCCCUACCUGAGAACAGCUUGGCCAGUCGAGUGAAGCACAUUGUUCAUCAGGCCUUCUGGGAUGUCUUGGAAUCCGAACUAAGUUCAGAGCCUCCCGAGUAUGAACAUGCCAUCAAACUGUUUGAAGAAAUCAGAGAGAUUCUUCUCUCUUUCCUGACUCCUGGAGGCAACCGGCUUCGCAAUCAGAUCUGUGAAGUGUUGGACACAGACCUCAUCAGACAGCAGGCUGAGCACAGUGCUGUGGACAUCCAAGGCCUGGCCAACUACGUCAUCAGCACGAUGGGAAAACUGUGUGCCCCUGUGCGGGAUGACGAUAUCCGAGAGUUGAAAGCUACCAGCAACAUUGUGGAGGUGCUGAGACAAAUAUUUCAUGUCUUGGACCUCAUGAGAAUGGACAUGGUCAAUUUUACAAUUAGAAGUCUUAGACCCCAUCUUCAACGCCAGCUGGUGGAUUAUGAGAGGACCAAAUUCCAGGACAUUUUAGAAGAAACUCCAAAUGCUCUUGAUCAAACUACUGAGUGGAUCAAAAAAUCUGUCAAUGAAGAAUUACUUUGUCUCUCUGAGGCUGCUUUAACUCCCGGGGCUGAAGGUAGCUCUAAACCAAGCCUGAGCCCUACCUCGGUGCUAAAUAACAGUUACUUGAAACUGUUACAGUGGGACUACCAGAAAAAAGAAUUACCAGAGACACUCAUGACAGAUGGAGCACGUCUUCAGGAACUGACAGAAAAGCUGAAUCAAUUGAAAAUUAUUGCCUGCUUGUCCUUAAUUACCAACAACAUGGUGGGGGCUGUCACAGAAGGUCUACCUGAGUUUGCAAACAGAUUCAAAAGGAUUUCAGCUGUUCUGCUCGAAGGCAUGAACAAACAAACAUUUAACUUGAAGGAAGCCCUGAAUUCUAUCGGUGUUCAGACCUGUAUUGAAGUUAACAAGAGCCUGGAAGAGAGAGCUUUAUCCACUUUAAAUGCUGAGGUUCAAGCUAAUCUUGUAGGUCAAUUUUCAAGUAUCGCAGAGAAAGACAAUCCUAUCUGGUCCUUGAUUGAUAAACGAAUCCAGCUGUACCUGAAAAGCCUCCUUUGUCUCCCAAGCCCUCCAAAAUGCAGGCCUCCCAUCCCGGGAGGCCUGGCUGUCAUUCAACAGGAGCUGGACAUGCUGGGCUCACAGUUUGCAAACAUUGUGAAUCUCAACAAGCAAGUGUAUGGACCUUUCUAUGCAAACAUACUGCGGAAGCUGCUCUUCAGUGAAGAAGCGGUGGGGAAGGCAGAAGCCUCCUCUCCUACUAACUAA
Chrysochloris asiatica (Cape golden mole) is the source of this 1560-nucleotide messenger RNA. It is a transcript of the gene TCP11L2, whose product is annotated as t-complex 11, testis-specific-like 2. The coding region runs from base 1 to 1560 and encodes 519 amino acids. The transcript is spliced from 9 exons. NCBI's taxonomy places the organism in Eukaryota, Metazoa, Chordata, Mammalia, Afrosoricida, Chrysochloridae. The record is from RefSeq and is a predicted model, not a curated record. Gene Ontology annotation, biological process: signal transduction.